This is a messenger RNA of Nestor notabilis (Kea), 1134 nucleotides long. It is a transcript of the gene RNF180, whose product is annotated as ring finger protein 180. Gene Ontology annotation, molecular function: ubiquitin protein ligase activity; ubiquitin conjugating enzyme binding. Gene Ontology annotation, biological process: serotonin metabolic process; protein polyubiquitination; positive regulation of proteasomal ubiquitin-dependent protein catabolic process. Lineage: Eukaryota; Metazoa; Chordata; Aves; Psittaciformes; Psittacidae. The record is from RefSeq and is a predicted model, not a curated record. Gene Ontology annotation, cellular component: endoplasmic reticulum membrane. The annotation marks the transcript as partial. The transcript is spliced from 3 exons.
AUGAGUAACCAAGAGGCUGAUGUUCUACGUUGCUGGAGAUGUAGAAAAUAUAUAGCAAAUUCUGUUUGCCUUGCAAAAUCUCAGAAAAAAGAACCAUCUAAUACAUCACAGCCUUCGUCUGCUGCUCAAGAGUCUUGCAACGUAUGGCAUGUGAACUUGGAAGCAAUUCCAGAAUGGGUGAAAUGUGUCAUUGAAAAGGCACAAUGGACAAUUGGAAAACUGCACUGUCCCUUCUGUGAAGCGCGCUUAGGGGGCUUUAACUUUGUUUGCAACAAAAAAUGUUCCUGUGGACAGUUAGUAAAUAUACACUUCUGCAAAAGUCGGACUGACUAUCACCCAGCUUUCUCUGUUAAAUUUGCAAAAUCACCAGGAAAACACUUACCUCUCCUCAAAAUUCACUCUGGCUUUAGCAAGGAUGCCUGCCAUGAAGUGAUAACUACAACUUUGGAAAUCAAAAAUCAAGGGCUUUCAUGCAUGGCCAGAAAUAAUAAUGGUACCAGCAGAUUAACAGAAGCACUUUGUCUAGAAGUAAGAGCUCCCAGUUUUGAGAGAGAAAGGAAACCAUUUCCCUUAAAGGCAUUCAAUCAAAAAAGAAGUAUUUCUGCUUUAUAUCCUAUGAAUGGUGCAUGCACCAUAAAACCUUUUCACAGAAGAUCACAUAGUUUGGAUUUAACUAUCAGAGAGAGACUUGUUUUGUCACCUGCAUUAUAUGAAACAAUUUACCAUGGCCAAAACAAAAAUCCACCUGUUUACACACAAAGUGGCUUGCAGUUAGAGUCCAAUAGGAAAGAUGUUAGCUCUUUCCAGGACCUGUCUAGUCCAAGUGCUGACAAACUACAAAAAAGGUUUCAAGUUACUUCCUUUACCACAUUACUACAUAAAGAAAUAGAAAAUGAGUGUGAUUUUGAAGCUACUGGACAAUCUUCUGAAAAUGCCAUUGCUGAUGGGUCACCUUUUGUGAUGAACCUUUCUUCACCUACAAGUGCUGUGGAAGAAGAACAGUACAUCACACCUGUUGAUACUGUGCAGCCUACAAAUAUUUCGUUCAACCAAAGGCUGAGUAAGAGAGAAAGAAAUAAGCUGAAAAGCUUGAGAAGAAAACAAAGAAGGAAAGAACGGUGGCUACAGAAGCAA